GUGGCAUCACAAGUGAGCUGGAGAGGAUUUCGCGAACGGGAGUAGCGUGCAGCUCGCAACUGGCAGCCAGCUUUUAUUCUGUUGCGCGCUGAAAUUUCCAUUCGCGUAUAAAACCCAUAACGUGGCCUAUCAUUUUUUUGUGAACUCGGAAUCUGUCGCAGAUUGCAAUUAUGUAUUCUUGUUGGGGAGUAAGAUUGUCGGCAAUUCAACGUUUUAACUCAAACGGAGGUAUGCAAAUACAAGUUACAGGAAUGAGGCUAAAAGGAGACAUUACCUGCGCAUUACAUAAUCAUCGCAAGUUGUCUUGCAACCGACAGCUUUAUGAAGAUUUUGAUGAAAACCAUCCGCGGUUGCUUGGCUUUCGUGUAGGGGGUCGAAUCAAGGAGAAUACCCCCCUGAGCUUCAAGAGUUGGGGAUCCAAGCGCUUUAUUCAAACGGCGCAUUUGGGACAGUUGACAGAGGGCACACGGCGGAGUACCCCGUGUGUUUCGCUCGCCACAAGUGCUCAAAGUAGUCAUCAUCGUAACCGCCACAACACAGGGUCUCACCUUUUUUGGGAGACGGCGAGCGACACUCAUACCAGGAGGCUCCAGAGUCCGGGUGUCGUUGGACCAGUCUUGCUGACGUCUGGAGCCGGACGCUUUCGUCUUUUAUUCCCUGCGACUGGUGUGCAGACGAGGGCUUCGUCAACCGCUGCCGCGCAGAAACGCGAAACAGUACCAGAGGACACAGCUGCAGACCUCAAAGCGGACCAGCCCCAGGGCGGGGUCCCAGGGAAGGGCCCCGGAGGGCCCGAGGGGCCCGAGCCGGAGGAGCCGAAGCCGAACAAGACCCAGCAGCUGAAGAAGGUCUUCAAGGAGUACGGGGCCGUGGGGGUCUCCUUCCACGUCGGCAUCUCGCUCCUGUCCCUGGGAAUGUGCUACCUGGCCAUCUCCAGUGGGAUCGACAUGGCUGCCAUCCUCUUUAAGCUGGGCUUCAGUGAAUCGGUGGUGCGGUCCAAGAUGGCCGCCGGGACCAGCACGUUCGUCCUGGCCUACGCCGUGCACAAGCUCUUCGCUCCCGUGAGGAUCAGCAUCACCCUGGUGUCCGUGCCCCUCAUCGUGCGCUACUUCAGGAAGACCGGCCUCUUCAAACCCCCUGCGACCCCGCCCUGAGGAGACACACACACCCCCCCCCCCCAUCCCACCCACAGAACCACCCGUCUGAGUUAGGGGCAGGACAUGUGGGUGCAGGGACCCCCCCCCUCUGGAAGCUGAGCGGCCUGCUAACGUUUCACUCUUUUACAGACUCCUCCCUGCAAUGGACUCAUCUUUCUUGUUUCUCCUUGACGACAGGCUCAUUCUUUGUGGGUUUUCUCUAUCGGUAGAGGCUACGCGGUGCUGUACUUGAAACGUUUUCGCAGUCACUUUGCAUUGUCAGCAGAAUUGUUGCGAUUGAACUCACUACGACAGGAACUGCGCUGUUAUCGGCAAUAUUACUGCGGUAGCGACAUCUGUAAACCAACGUACAUAGACAAGGACAGGAUGGCUUCCGGUCUGCGUUAUAAAAAAUGACUACCUACGUUCGUGUUAUCAAUCAUUGGAAGUGAGGAAAGUGACAAAGUGACUUUUUUUUCAGCAAUAAUGAAUUCAUGCUCUUAAGAUGCUGAGGUGUUUUGUCUUUGGUAACUGCUUGACAAGCCGGUCAUGUGACUUGGCUCUUACAGGAGCUCUGUAGAGUCUGGAAGGAGACUUAAAACUGACUUUGUGGUUAACCGUUUUUUGUUAACCGUCUUUUUAUCUCACUGGGCUAUGGACCAGAAUAAAUAUUCAGGUUGUAUUUGUGUUCUGUUCUGUGACAAACUUUCAGUUCCAAACUUUCAUAGUUUAAUUUUUCCAUUUACAUCCCUAUUUAACAUGCUUGUAGUCCAGCGAUCUGAAACUACAGUCUUAGAAGGCCAUAGCAGCCACAGGUUUAACUCCAGCCCUGGAGGGGGCGCUGUGUCCGCAGGUUUAACUCCAGCCCUGGAGGGCCGCAGCGUCUGCAGGUUUAACUCCAGCCCUGGAGGGCCGCAGCGUCUGCAGGUUUAACUCCAGUCCUGGAGGGCCGCAGCGUCUGCAGGUUUAACUCCAGUCCUGGAGGGCCGCAGCGUCUGCAGGUUUAACUCCAGCCCUGGAGGGCCGCAGCGUCUGCAGGUUUAACUCCAGUCCUGGAGGGCCGCAGUGUCUGCUGGUUUGACUCCAGUCCUGGAAGGCCGCAGUGUCUGCAGGUUUAACUCCAGUCCUGGAGGGCCGCAGUGUCUGCAGGUUUCAGUCCAGUCAUGGAGUUAAUUGGUUUUGGUGUCUUUUGGCUCAAACGUUAUUGAUUGGCUAAAGGAGUCCACACACCUUGUUUCAAGGCCUUAAAUGCUUGCUGAGUGAAAGGAAAUCAUAAAAUCUACACCCUGAAACCCACCAGGACUAGAGAUUUAGACCUCUCUCAUAAGUAGUGGUGAAAAUACACCAUACUUUGCUGUGGAUAAAAUGUUAAAUUAAAUUUUGUUUCAAGCUUAUGAAGCUCUUAAAGGUAUAACGAUGUUCACUCAUGAAAAGAGUAAGCAGUCCAAUGAUUGUUUUAUCUGUGUUGAUGACGACCAAGAUGAAAAUGAAUAAAAUGAUUCAUGUUGUAA
Anguilla rostrata (American eel) is the source of this 2647-nucleotide messenger RNA. RefSeq names its product family with sequence similarity 210 member B (gene mims2). Gene Ontology annotation, cellular component: mitochondrion. The record is from RefSeq and is a predicted model, not a curated record. Bases 171 to 1154 code for a protein of 327 amino acids. The transcript has 3 exons. Lineage: Eukaryota; Metazoa; Chordata; Actinopteri; Anguilliformes; Anguillidae.